Molecule: messenger RNA, 1122 nt
Organism: Penaeus monodon (black tiger shrimp)
Lineage: Eukaryota; Metazoa; Arthropoda; Malacostraca; Decapoda; Penaeidae
Exons: 1
Coding region: 1-1122 (373 amino acids)
Source: RefSeq, a predicted model, not a curated record
AUGGGAGACAUGGAGAAACUUCAGAAGAAGAGGGCAGUCGCCCGAGGGUGGGCAACUCGCAAAUCUAACACAUUAAAGGGCCUUCUCAACAAUCCAGAUGUCAGUGUCAUCGAUCUGCAAGCUGCCAUGGAUGACUUUGAUCAACGUCUUGCCAGUUUGGAGGAGGUACAAACAUUGUUAGAAUUAGAGACUGAUCUUGCGAACUUGGAUGAAGAGCUCGAUAACGCCUCUGAGUUUUUUCAAGAAGUCCGUAAGCCCAGGCUGCAAGCUGCACAGAGGUUGGGGGAUUUGAUGAAAGGUGAGAAGAGUGAAUCUAUUUCAUCCUCUAGUCCCAGUAAAAUAUCUAGUAGCAACAAGAUGACAAAUGUAAAGUUACCCAAAUUAGAGUUACCAAAGUUCAAAGGAGAUGUAACUCUGUGGCAGUCAUUUUGGGACCAGUUUAAGACUCAUGUGCAUGAUUCUGACAUUCCAGUGAUAGCUAAAUUUAGCUACCUGCAGUCAUUAUUGGAAGGAGAUGCAAAGGGUGUUGUAAAAGGACUUGCACAUACCGAAGCAAAUUACCAAAUUGCUUGUGAUAUGCUGAAAGAAAGAUUUGGAAGACCUGAGCGUAUUAAAUUUGCACAUGUACAAGCACUUUUGAAUUAUAAAUCUUCUGUGAAAGGCAAGGGACCAAAGUAUGUGUCCUCCUUGUGGAAUCUAAGUGAUGAAUUGCUGACACACAUCCGUAGCCUAGAAGCUUUGGGAGUAUCAGGGGAGCAGUGUGAAGUGUUCCUGACCCCCAUCAUCCUGGCAUGCCUUCCUGAGGAGCUAAGAAUGGAGUGGGCCAGAGAAGGCUCUGGCCAUGAAAGUGACCUCAGUUGGUUGCUGCAUUUUCUUCAGAGAGAAAUUGAGAGAAUUGAGAGAUCAGAAACCUUCAGUGUUGUGUUAGGGAAGGCAGAAGGACGGUUUGUGGAAUCUGAGAAAAGAAGAGUACCAUCUGCAUCAGCUCUGUACACAUCAUCUGAAGCAGGAUCAUAUUUUUGUGCAUUCUGCAGCAAGAAACACAAGUCUGAGAAGUGCUGGGAUAUUCAGAAGCUCUCAUUUAAGGAACGUGAAGAAAGGAUUAAAGCUUUAAGUGUUUAA